This is a messenger RNA of Vigna angularis (adzuki bean), 1595 nucleotides long. RefSeq lists its product as uncharacterized. The transcript has 3 exons. The record is from RefSeq and is a predicted model, not a curated record. The coding region runs from base 283 to 1245 and encodes 320 amino acids. Lineage: Eukaryota; Viridiplantae; Streptophyta; Magnoliopsida; Fabales; Fabaceae.
UGCAGUUCAUAAUUAGCACAGACAAAGAUAAUCUUCUCUCUGCAAACAUCAUCCUUAGCCUUCGAUAACCGACUAAUCGGGAUGCAAGGUUCAUGGGCUUGAAUGAAAUGGGUAUAUGGCCCAUUAGGUUUGGAAGUUGAACUGUCAUCAUCUCGCUAUAAAUAGAGGAGGGUUAAGCAUAAGUCAUCACAUAGUUACUUGGUUAUACUUGUUGUGAUUCAUACUCGCCAAAGAAGUUUGCCUACGUUGAAGUGCAAUGACCUUUUCCUUUUAGCAGAUUUCAUGGCUCAACACACACCACAAGUUGGUUAUGAAGACGACCUCUUCACUGAGCUCAGGAUGCAAGUGGAGAAAAUGGCUAAAGAAGUUGGGCGAACUGAUGUCCCGAACUUGCAACAACCCGAGACCGAUAUCUAUCAUCCAGGAUUCGACAAGAAGAUACUAGAACUCGAGAGGGGCAGGGGUGUGGGUAAGGAAAGAAAAAGACUACGAGCCACUAUAUUGGACGAGGGCAAAGAUAAGGAUGGAGUAGCAAGGCUCUCAACUGAAUUUAGGGAAGGGGCCUUUGACAUUAGUGAGUUGGAAGGUCCUUUAAUUCGUAUGCACAAGGGGGUCUCCAUUGAGUUAGGUGGCCAUGAGCGUAAGGUCAUCAAUGAUUCUGACCCUGAAAUCUUGUUUAGGGGUUUACUUGAAUUUCAAACUCGAGCCUUGGUGCUGAGCCGUCGGGUGGUACACAUGGCCCGAAAGGAGUUGAAGGGGGAAAGCAAAAUGAAACUAGCUAGGGACUUGAUUGUUGAGAGGAAUGUUCGUGAAGAAGAGCAUAGGUUUUGGGCUCAUGAGAAAAAGAAACUCGAGAAUGAGAAAAAGCUACUUGAGAAAGAGGUUCAACGUAUGAAGUCAUGGAAGGCCGGAUGCUUAGAGGCUGAGAAAAAAGUUAGGAAGUUGAACGCUUUCUUAAAGGAAUAUGUCGAGGAGGUGACUAAGGAUGAUCUGCAACAUUUAUACAACUUUGUUUCUAAUGCACAUAGGAAGGGUUUUCAAAAGGGUAUUCGCCAAGCAAACUUCCUCUAUAAGGAAGUAUCAACCACUGACUUUCGGUUCGACGUUAAUAAGGACAUCUUUGAUGGUCGGAUGCUUGACGACAUCGAGAUUUUCACCCUGGCGGGUCAAGAAGCUGAGAGAGUUGUUGUCGAGGAAGAUAAGGAAGAUGAGGAGAAUGUUGAGGACAACUUGGUAGAGAUGUGAUGUCGAGCCCUUCUACAGUUGGGGAGGAUGUUGAGGAUAGCUUGGGUAAAGAUGUGAUGUCGAGCUCUUCUACCUAGGUUGAUGUUACGGCCGUGGAGGAAGAAAAGGAAGAUGAAGUGGACCAAUAAUUACCUAGAUUAUGUAGAUUUUGUUGGUUGUGUUUUUUAGUUGUGUGUGUUUGGAUAUGCCUUUUUAUAAUGUUUGGCCAAGUAGGCCUUUGUUCUUUGAUGUGCUAAAUUGGAAGAUGAAUACAACAACUCCUCCGACCAUCUUCCUUGGUUGAGCCCAACAUCUUCUAUAGUUCUUCAAUAAUAAUUUAUUGGCAGCUUCGGCCUGUCCAUUGCACUGAA